Rubroshorea leprosula is the source of this 1144-nucleotide messenger RNA. The record is from the annotation of a GenBank genome assembly. Lineage: Eukaryota; Viridiplantae; Streptophyta; Magnoliopsida; Malvales; Dipterocarpaceae.
AAAAGGCUUAAAGGCCAAUAAAUCUACUGCUGCUUAUGAAAUUGUCAUUACUUAUACCAAAAAUAUCAACCCUAAGUUCGAAAAUUGGGUUUUAAUAUUGCAGUGGAAUCAAGCACUUGUAUGACCAGAAGUUAAUCCAUAGAUAUGCCCUUGAGAUUCUAUAUUGCAUGAGCAGCAAGGAACUAGCAGAACUGAAUGCCAAAGAACUUGUAGAGAGUGGAGUUAUCCCAGCAUUCUUCCAAGCUGUCCAUCAUGGCAUAUUGGAGUUUGUGGAUGAAACGGGUAAAAAUAAUCCAGAUAUAUUUUCGUGUGCUGAUGAACAUUCAAGGGAUGCAUUCAUGUAUGCAAUUGAGUAUCGCCAAGAGAAACUUUUCCUCAAACAAAAUCUCUCCAAACAAAAGGUAUAUCUGCUUGCCUUGAGAGAUAAGGACAACAACAAUGUGCUACAUAUGGUAGCGAAGUUAGCUUCUGACUCACGGCUUGCUCAUAUCUCAGGUCCAGCCCUGCAGAUGCAAAGAGAACUGCAAUGGUUUAAGGAGUUAGCAAUUCUUGUUCCUGAAUGUAAAGACUUUGUAAAUCAUAGUGGAGAAACUCCUCAGCAAGUGUUCAGUAGGGAUCACAAGCAAUUGAAAAAAGAAGGGGAAGAAUGGAUGAAGCAAACUGCGCAAUCAUGUACUGUUGUUUGUGCCUUCAUUGUUACCAUUAUGUUUGCCGCAGCUUUUACAGUUCCUGGUGGUAGCAAUCAAGACUCUGGCAUUCCAAUUUUCUUACACAGAAGAUUAUUUAUGGUAUUUAUACUGUCAGAUGCAAUUUCUCUGUUCAGUGCAUCCACUUCAGUAUUAAUGUUUUUAGGAAUUCUCACAUCUCGCUAUGCUGAAGAAGAUUUUCUGAGGUCAUUGCCCACCAAGUUGAUCAUUGGCCUCUGCACCCUCUUCAUUUCUAUUGCAACAAUGAUGAUUGCCUUUUCUGCUGCUGUUUCACUUCUUUUACAAGGACGAUAGUGGGUAAUCAUUUCACUAGUUUUGUUUGCCGGUAUUCCAGUAAUUGUCUUUUUGUUGUUGCAAUCUCGUCUUCUUACUGAGAUCUUUUGUUCAACUUAUGGACCAGGAAUCUUUGAUAGGCAAAACAAAAGGUUCUCAAUAUG